Messenger RNA from Anopheles marshallii, 1179 nucleotides. RefSeq names its product 26S proteasome regulatory subunit 10B (gene Rpt4). Gene Ontology annotation, molecular function: ATP hydrolysis activity; ATP binding; proteasome-activating activity. The transcript is spliced from 3 exons. Bases 1 to 1179 code for a protein of 392 amino acids. Gene Ontology annotation, cellular component: cytosolic proteasome complex; proteasome regulatory particle, base subcomplex. The record is from RefSeq and is a predicted model, not a curated record. Gene Ontology annotation, biological process: positive regulation of RNA polymerase II transcription preinitiation complex assembly. Lineage: Eukaryota; Metazoa; Arthropoda; Insecta; Diptera; Culicidae.
AUGACUGUGGUAGAUCCGGCUCGCGAAAAAGCGCUGGAAGAUUAUAGGAAAAAGUUGCUGGAACACAAAGAGGUAGAAUCUCGACUGAAGGAAGUAAGAGAAACUUUGAAAGAGCUCACGAAACAAUUCGACAAAUCGGAAAAUGAUUUAAAGGCUCUACAAAGCGUUGGCCAGAUCGUCGGCGAAGUAUUGAAGCAGCUGACGGAAGAUAAAUUCAUCGUAAAAGCGACCAACGGACCACGAUACGUUGUGGGAUGCCGUCGACAGUUGGACAAAACCAAGCUCAAAUCGGGCACACGCGUAGCGCUGGAUAUGACUACACUGACGAUUAUGCGCUACCUUCCGCGAGAGGUUGACCCGUUGGUGUACAACAUGUCGCAUGAAGAUCCGGGUGAAGUAACAUACUCCGCGAUCGGUGGCCUUUCGGAGCAAAUUCGCGAGCUGCGCGAAGUCAUUGAGCUACCACUACUUAACCCGGAAUUGUUCCUCCGUGUCGGUAUUACCCCGCCAAAGGGUUGCCUGCUGUAUGGGCCACCCGGUACGGGUAAAACACUGCUGGCCCGUGCUGUCGCUUCCCAGCUCGAUGCCAACUUCCUGAAGGUGGUGUCUUCGGCCAUCGUUGACAAAUACAUCGGCGAAUCAGCCCGUCUCAUUCGCGAGAUGUUCAACUAUGCGCGCGAUCACCAGCCUUGCAUUAUUUUCAUGGACGAAAUCGAUGCCAUCGGUGGUCGACGUUUCUCCGAAGGUACUUCAGCCGAUCGUGAAAUCCAACGUACGCUCAUGGAACUGCUCAAUCAAAUGGAUGGGUUCGAUUCGCUCGGACAGGUGAAAAUGAUCAUGGCUACGAAUCGGCCCGAUACGCUCGAUCCGGCCCUGCUGCGUCCCGGUCGUUUGGAUAGAAAGAUCGAAAUUCCACUACCGAAUGAGCAGGCACGGUUGGAGAUUUUGAAAAUUCAUGCUGCCCCGAUUGCCAAACAUGGUGACAUUGAUUACGAAGCGGUGGUAAAACUGUCGGACAAUUUUAACGGUGCCGAUUUACGCAACGUCUGUACGGAGGCGGGACUGUUUGCUAUCCGUGCGGAGCGUGAAUAUGUCAUACAGGAAGAUUUUAUGAAAGCCGUCCGUAAGGUGGCCGAUAACAAACGGUUGGAAAGCAAGUUGGACUACAAACCAGUAUAA